Cyprinodon tularosa is the source of this 1123-nucleotide messenger RNA. Its product is annotated as gastrula zinc finger protein XlCGF8.2DB-like. Lineage: Eukaryota; Metazoa; Chordata; Actinopteri; Cyprinodontiformes; Cyprinodontidae. Gene Ontology annotation, cellular component: nucleus. Gene Ontology annotation, biological process: central nervous system development; regulation of transcription by RNA polymerase II. The coding region runs from base 109 to 1038 and encodes 309 amino acids. The transcript is spliced from 2 exons. The record is from RefSeq and is a predicted model, not a curated record. Gene Ontology annotation, molecular function: DNA-binding transcription factor activity, RNA polymerase II-specific; RNA polymerase II cis-regulatory region sequence-specific DNA binding.
GGUGAGCAGGAAGAGCAGCUUGUUCUAAAGCAAGAAUUUGAAGAUACAAGACAGAAACCUUUUCCAUGUUUGACAUGUAGAGAAAACUUUCUUAAAAAAGAACAUUUAAUGGUUAACAUGAGAACUCACACAGACCGCCUGCAGAAUUCUGUUGGAAAAGAGGAAGUUUCCUCUGACCAGCAGCUCUGUGGACAGGAGAGGAAUUCCAGUUUGGGACAAGAGGAACCAGAAGCUCUGCAGAUAAAAGAAGAGCAGCAAUCGCCAGAACAUCCCUGGACAAAAGAGGAAACCACAGAAGUCCCCAUUAGUGAGCAUGAAGAGCAGCUUGUUCUGAAACAGGAGACUGAAGAGAAACCUUUCCCAUGUUCGACAUGUGGAGAAAACUUUCUGAAAAAAGAACAUUUAAUGGUUCACAUGAGAACUCACACAGGUCAGGAGAUUUAUAAAUGUCGGUCCUGUGGAAACAUUUUCACAAAGAAAUCUAAACUUGAUAGGCACAUGAGAAUUCACACAGGGGAGAAACCCUUUUCCUGUACGAUUUGUAAUAAGAAUUUUACUCAAAAGAGUAAUUUGACUUCUCACAUGAGAACUCACACAGGUGAGAAACCUUUUGCCUGUAAGAUUUGUAAGAAGAAUUUUACUCAAAAGAGUAAUUUGACUUUUCACAUGAGAACUCACACAGGUGAGAAGAUUUAUGAAUGUCUGUUCUGUGGAAAAAUGUUCACAAUGAAAUCUAGUCUUGAUAGACACAUCAGACUUCACACAGGUGAGAAGCCUUUUUCUUGUACUGUUUGUAAAAACAAUUUUACUGACAAGAGUAGUUUGACUUCUCACAUGAGAAUUCACAAAGAUGAGAAGCCUUUUAAAUGUCUGUUCUGUGGAAAAAGCUUCACUAAGAAAUCUCAUCUUGAUUCACACAUCAGAGUUCAUACAGGUGAGAAGCCCUUUUCUUGUACCAUUUGUAACAGGAGUUUUACUGUAAAAAGUAAUUUAACAAAACACAUGAGAACUCACACAGGUGAGAAGCUGUUCUCCUAAAGGAUUUGUAACAAAGGUUUUAAACAAGAAGGUAAUUAAGUGUUCAGAUUACAUUUAUUCAUACAUGAUGUGGAAUGAUUUAUAU